Etheostoma spectabile (orangethroat darter) is the source of this 3327-nucleotide messenger RNA. RefSeq names its product exocyst complex component 6B (gene exoc6b). The transcript has 23 exons. The record is from RefSeq and is a predicted model, not a curated record. Gene Ontology annotation, cellular component: exocyst; membrane. Gene Ontology annotation, biological process: exocytosis; Golgi to plasma membrane transport; intracellular protein transport. Bases 167 to 2617 code for a protein of 816 amino acids. NCBI's taxonomy places the organism in Eukaryota, Metazoa, Chordata, Actinopteri, Perciformes, Percidae.
AGUGGAUGUCAGCCCUCUUCUUCUUUUACCAGGUGAAACUCCGCUCACACGGCCUGCCCUCGAUGAACACAUCGAACCAACCCUCCGGUUCCUCCUGAAUGACGCAUGGAGCCCAGUCAGCCAGUCCGCUCAGUUCAGCUCGGCACGGUCCGGAGCAACAUGCAGGAUGGCGAGUGUGGAGACAGCCGCCGAACACGAACGGAUCCUGCGGGAGAUUGAGAGCACAGACGCCAACUGCAUCGGGCCGACCCUCCGGUCGGUGUACGAUGGCCGGGAACAUGGCCUCUUCAUGGAGAAGCUGGACGUGCGGAUCAGGAACCACGACCGAGAGAUCGAGAAGAUGUGUAACCACCACUUCCAGGGGUUCGUCGACUCCAUCACAGAGCUGCUCAAAGUACGAGGGGAGGCGCAAAAACUGAAGAGUCAGGUAACUGAGACUAACCGGCGUCUUCAGGAUGAUGGCAAACAGCUCAUGGGCUCCAUGGAGGAGCUGCAGCUGUGUCGAGUGCAACAGAGAAACAUCGCGACCACCAUAGACAAACUCGCGCACUGCUUACCAGUCCUGGAGAUGUACACCAGACUUCAGGAGCAGAUGAGGGCCAAGAGGUACUACCCCGCGCUGCGGACAUUGGAGCAGCUGGAGCACACGUGUCUUCCCAGGGCGGGUCAGUACCGCUUCUGCUCCAUUAUGGCGGAAAACAUCCCCAAACUGAGGACGCAGAUCAGGGACACGGCGAUGACGCAGCUGAGAGACUUCCUGGAGAGCAUCCGGAAACACUCUGACAAGAUAGGAGAGACCGCCAUCAAGCAGGCGCAGCUGCAGCGCUCCCUGGACAGCUCCGUCUCAACACAGCCGAGGGCCCUGAUUGGCCGACGCAGCCGAAAGGAGGCAGCGGCGGCGACGGACAGUGGCGGGCAUGGGGGCAGUCCAGUGUCGGAACAGGACUCUGGCAUACUGGAUGUGGAGGAUGAAGAUGAGGAAGAUGAAGUCCCAGGAGCUCAGGACUUGGUGGAUUUCUCUCCAGUUUACCGCUGUCUGCAUAUCUACACUGUGCUGGGUUUGCGUGAUGUGUUUGAGAACUACUACAGAAAGCAGAGGAGGAAACAGGCUCGCCUUGUGCUGCAGCCCCACUCUAACAUGCAUGAAACUCUGGAGGGAUACAGGCGGUACUUCAAUCAGAUUGUCGGCUUCUUUGUCGUGGAGGAUCACGUCCUUCACACCACACAGGGUUUGGUCAACAGAGCGUACGUGGAGGAGCUUUGGGAGUUGGCGCUGUCCAAACUCAUCGCCGCCCUGAGGACGCACUCUUCGUACUGUGACAACCCUGACCUGGUGCUGGAUCUGAAGAACCUCAUUGUCCUUUUUGCUGAUACACUGCAGGGUUAUGGUUUCCCAGUGUCGCAGCUCUUUGACAUGAUGCUGGAGAUGAGGGAGCAGUACGGAGAAAUCCUGCUCAAGAAAUGGAACAUCACCUUCAGGCAGGUGUUGGACCAGGACAACUUCAGCCCAAUCCCAGUCUCAACAGAGCAGGAGUACAAACACUACACUUCCCAGUUUCCCCUGCAAGACCCCGAACUGGACAAGCUUCCUUUUCCCAAGAAGCUUCCCUUCUCCGAGUUUGUGCCAAAGGUCUACUGCCAGCUCAAAGAGUUCAUCUACGCGUGUCUCAAGUACUGUGAAGACCUCCAUCUCAGUUCCACGGAGGUAGACGAUAUGAUCCGCAAGUCGACAAAUGUGUUGCUGACCAGAACCCUCAGCCACUGUCUGCACUACGCCAUUAAGAAGAAGAAUGUUGGGCUGGCAGAGUUGGUGCAGGUGAUCAUAAACACCACCCACCUGGAGCAGUGCUGCCAUUUCCUGGAGGAGUUCAUAUCAAACAUCACAAAUGUUCCACCUGACACAGCAAACGCCACCAAGCUGUACGGGACCUCCACCUUUAAGGACGCUCGCCAUGCGGCCGAGGAGGAGAUCUACACCAACCUGAACGCCAAGAUUGACCAGUUCCUGCAGCUGGCAGAUUACGAUUGGAUGGCCGCCGGACAGGGAGGCGGGACUCUGGAAGCCAGCGACUACCUGGUUGACCUUAUCGCUUUUCUGAAGAGCACGUUCAGUGUCUUCACCAACCUGCCGGGAACGCCCGUAGAACACGCUACCUUACCGGGUAAAGUGGCCCAGACGGCCUGCAUGUCGGCCUGUAAACACAUCUCCACCUCCCUGAUGCAGCUCCUGCUCGACCCGGAGGUCAGACAGAUCUCCGUGGGAGCGCUGCACCAGCUCAACACCGACGUCAAGGAGUGUGAGGGUUUUGCCAGAGCCGGCCCGGUCGCAGGCUUCCAGGGUGACACGUUGCUUCUGGCCUUCAGUGACUUGAGACAAUUACUGGAGCUGUUCACCCAGUGGGAUUGGACGACCUACCUGGCUGACUACGGAAAACCAACCUGUAAAUACCUGAGAGUCAACCCGCACACGGCACUCGCCCUGCUGGAGAAGAUGAGGGAGACGAGCAGAAAAAACAACGUUUUUGCCCAGUUCAGGAAGACGGACAGAGACAGACAGAAACUCAUCGACACCAUCAUCAAACAGCUACGCAACCUCAUCGCACAGCACCACGCCUAGAGCGGGCCGCCUCAUUGGCCAGCAGGCCUGAAGCCACCAUCUUCCAUUGGCUGAUUUCAACCAUUGCAGCCCUAUGAAAAGCAGACUCCCAUUGAUCUGUUUCAACCCUGCAACCAUUGGCUGAUCUAUGCACUUUAACUUCGCUGGACUCCACUGAACUGCAGCUUGUUCCUAUUGGUCAUCUUCAACGCCCAACACCAACCGGUGUAAACCUGCAGCAAGCUCAAUGGAUAACAAGGUCCUCCCCUUUGAUUUCAUUGGUUAACCCAAGCCACUGUUUUCUGGACUACCAAGCAUAACUAUUGAGGCUACAACGUGUGUUUUGACAGCUCGGGUUUCACUUCAACUUCAUCUAUGGGACUGAAACACUGGCAGGUUAUCAGGCCUCAGCUGAGCUCAUCCCAUUGGUUACUUUCUGCCCCGGAUCUAAACCAAGUAGUCUGUUUAGCUGAAGACAAGAAGAGAAAGAAGCUCUCCAUUAUCUUAUCGUCUAUUUGUGCGAUUUGUUGACCAAAAGGACAACAUUUCACCAACCUCAUCUAACCGUUUAGUUCUCAAGAUUUGUGACCUGUUGUGGAUAAACCAGAAAGUAGAGCAAAUAACAGUAGAACAGCAAUGAAUGACGUGGUACCAGUUAAGAAAAUAGCAAAAAUUGACAAGCAGUUCAGACUCUAAAAGCAAACAUUCAUAUUAAGAUGACGUGUCGAGGA